Molecule: messenger RNA, 454 nt
Organism: Erinaceus europaeus (western European hedgehog)
Lineage: Eukaryota; Metazoa; Chordata; Mammalia; Eulipotyphla; Erinaceidae
Gene: FABP6
Product: fatty acid binding protein 6
Exons: 4
Coding region: 12-398 (128 amino acids)
Biological process (GO): fatty acid transport
Cellular component (GO): cytosol; nucleus
Molecular function (GO): fatty acid binding
Source: RefSeq, a predicted model, not a curated record
CCUCCAGCACCAUGGCCUUCAAUGGCAAAUAUGAGAUGGAGAGCGAGAAGAACUAUGACGAGUUCAUGAAGUGCCUGGGGCUCCCCAGAGAGGCCAUUGAAAAGGGCCGCAACUUCAAGAUCGUCACGGAGGUACAGCAGGACGGGCAGAACUUCACCUGGUCCCAGCACUACCCCUCUGGCCAUUCCAUGGUCAAUAAGUUCACCAUUGGCAAGGAGUGCGACAUGGAGACCGUGGGGGGCAAGAAGUUCAAGGCCACUGUGAAGAUGGAGGGAGGGAAGGUGGUGGUGGACUUCCCCAACUACCAUCAGACCUCAGAGAUUGUGGACGGCAAGCUGGUGGAGAUUUCUACCAUCGGGGGUGUGACCUAUGAGCGCGUGAGCAAGAGACUGGCCUGAGCUCCCAUGAGUCCCGCGUCCUGAAGCACCAAUAAAGUGGGUCUCAGAGCAGACUU